Molecule: messenger RNA, 4466 nt
Organism: Mytilus californianus (California mussel)
Lineage: Eukaryota; Metazoa; Mollusca; Bivalvia; Mytilida; Mytilidae
Product: synaptotagmin-2-like
Exons: 8
Coding region: 111-1457 (448 amino acids)
Biological process (GO): cellular response to calcium ion; regulation of calcium ion-dependent exocytosis; regulation of dopamine secretion
Molecular function (GO): calcium ion binding; syntaxin binding; phosphatidylserine binding
Source: RefSeq, a predicted model, not a curated record
GUACUAUACCUUCUUUUUCAUUGAGAUAGUGAAGUGUUGUACACGUCUUCUGUGGAAGUGUACGACCACUUCACCUUUUUAAAUGUAAAUAUGGGAGCUAUUUGAUUGGUAUGGAAGCUGUUAGGAUUUCCAGUAAGUCAAAUGGAAUUGCUGCAGAAUCAGCUGCCACCUCUUUACCAGGAACAGACUCCGGGGUCUUGUUAACAGCAGGAGAAAUUCUUGGUAUUGUGAUUGGUAGUCUGAGUGGUGUGUUCGUUCUGGUGGCUGUAGUCGUUGUUGUUAUCAUCUACAGAAAACACCUAAGACGAAAAUCAUGGAAUUUCGAAUAUUACGAUCUAGACGAUGGAUCGACCUCUAAAUCAGCACCAAUAUCUAGGUCAGCCUCUCCAAAAUUUCCAAAGCGAAAAUCAUGUCCCGACAUUCAUGUGGAUGCACGGAAUGUUAUGGUACGUUCAGCUACCUCGGCAUGUGUACCCGACUUCAUUCUGCCCCCUGAACGAAUACAACCCUACGGAGACCAUGAAAGUGGACAGAUUACCUUUCUAUCACCCGAAAACUGUGUUGGAAUCAGACCAGAUUUAUAUAGGCCCCCAAGUGAAUCAGACGAUGACUCUGGAGCUUUCCCGCCCAGUGAACAUGGUAGAAUAUGGUUUGCCUUGGUGUACGAUGGAGCUGUGGAGCAACUGAAUGUGAAACUUAUAAAAGUCAAAGAAUUAUCAGGUCGUAGAAAUGGCCAACUUAGAGACCCGUUUGUGAGAAUAUUUUUGCUGCCAGAUGAAAGGAAUUCAAAAACAUCAAAAGUAAAGAAGAAAACCCUAACUCCUAUCUACAACGAGACAUUCAUUUUCCAGCUGUCGACAGUUGAUAUAGACAAAUGUACACUGAGAUUUUCCGUAUAUGACGUGGACAGACGUCGCUUGAGGCACGUCCUUGGUCAUGCAUUUAUUCCAUUAUGCGAUAUUGACAAGACAAAAGUUGUCACAAUGUGGCGAGACUUGGAACCCAACUCUCAUAUAUGUAAUGCCCUAGGAGAUUUACAUAUAGGACUUUGUUACCUUCCAAGCAAUGACAAGAUCAAAGUUAUCAUUCUGAAUGCACGACACCUGCGUCAUUUGGAUUAUGACAUGAUAAACGGUAUUUAUGUCAAAGUUCAGAUGAACCAUGCUCGUCGACCUUACAAAUCAAAGAAAACAAUGGUCAAACCCACUGCUGAAGACCCAACGUUCAAUGAAGCAUUCUCCUUCUGUACAGCGGGACAGCCUAUUGAGACUUGUAAUUUUGUUGUCACCAUUAUGGUCUGUCCAAAAAAAUAUUUAGGCCAAAAUGAAAUCUAUGGAAAAGUUAUUGUUGGAUCUUUCAUGUAUGCCCGUGGAGAGGAUCUGGUUCAUUGGCAGGAAAUGAUGUCACAACCACGUUCUACUGUUAACAAAUGGCAUUCACUGACCAAUGAAAUCUAGGCCUCACAACCACGUUCUACUGUUUACAAAUGGCAUUCACUAACUAAUGAAAUCAAGACAUUAUUUCGUGAUUGACAUGCUUUAUGCCCAUAAUGGUCACAAGUUUUCACUGUAUCAUCAUAGUUUGAACUUCUUAUAGUACUUUUACCUUUAUUCAGGCUGUAAAUGUUUUUUCCACUUUACUUGUUAACUGUUCUUACAUUGACACUAGGUCAUCAAUGCAUAAUUUUCUGAUAAAAAUAUUUGAAUAAGGAAACAACAAAAUUUGGCAUGGUGUUAUUUUUUUUUUACUCCUUUAUAGUGGAACUCUUUGUCAGUCUAUCACUUUUAAAUAUAUGUAUGGAAGGAAAACUCAAUUUCAUGUAUAAAAAUAUGAAGUUGAUUACACAAACAUGAGGUUCUUUUAAAUUUUUAACUUAAAAUCAUAACAUAACCAAGGAGAGUCAUGAUAAAAUUAGUGAGGCAGUCAUGGGUUUAUUUUUGCUGAGUUUGAAAUAAGCAACUUUAAUUAUUAAACUUGUGCAUAAAUUUUAAUUUUAGUGGUUUCCUAUGUUAUUUUGUAUUCCAUAAACACAAACGUUUUGCAAUAUUUUUGUGAUUUUAUAUUAAAGUAGCAUUAGCUGUUAUUUAGACAAAGCAUUAAAAUAUUAUGGUUUUUGUUUCAAACAUUUAUAAAAGUGAAAUCAGGGUGGGUUCCAACUAUAUGUCCCCAUUCAAAUGCAUUGAUCGUCCAAAAAAAGGGGGGUUCCAACCCCCGGAACCCCCCCUCUGGAUCCGCCACUGGGAAUACUAGUAAUGCAAUAUUAUUUCACUAUAAGCAGUCAGUUGGGUUCAAUUUGGUCAAAAUAAGAUAGAAAAAAAUACAAAUGUAUUAUUGAUUUGCAAGUCAAUAAUUCAUCCUCAGUUGAACCCGUAUUCAUAUAACCCUAACUUGAUCCUUAGCUGAAGAUGCGUUACGCAUGCCGAAGGUUUUAUGUAAAUCCGUGGCAUUAAGCAUGUUCAAUUGCCAAAAAGAAAAGUUUGAAGAUGUCAACAUUGAAAAGUGAAAGAAGAGAGCCACCAUAAAAAAAAAAAAAAUUCUUUGACAGAUCUGGCCCACAAGAAAUCAUUCAUACCCAGGUAAAACGAUGAUUUAUAUUUUUAUAUCUAGGACCUGAAAUCAAACAGACCUGGAAAAAUUACACAACUCCAUGUGAUUCUCAGUCUAUUUAUAUUUAUAUCUAUGUUUAUAUUGGGUUGAAUGACUAUCGGCAGUCUUCUUAGGUAAUCUCGAUGGUUAAUUAGAUGGUGUCUAGUCUAAAAUAAGCACAAAAUGCUGAUACAUUAUAACAAGUCCAUGCAUUAAUUGUUAAUUGUUUCGUUUUGACUUUUUGUAAUUUGGAUUUACAUUUUAGUUUGUAAUGAAUCAAAUAUGAGAAUUUAAGCAAAAUCGUGAUCAUGAAUUUGACAGCUAAUGCCCCUUUAAUAGCAAAUUAUGGAAAAUAUAAACACCUCACAAACAUUUCCUGCUUAAAUGUAUGAAUAUGAUGUAAUUUACAGAUACAAAAAAAAGUUUCUUUUUCAUUUUUUAUAUUAUUAGUCGCUUAACUUUCAAUGUGAGUGUGUGUGUGCUUAUCACUUACAAUGAUCACUUUCAAUGCAAGCAGUAUCCUUUUCAGACAAAAACUAAUAACGAAAAUUAAUGUUAGGGAUUUCUUUUUAUGCCCCACCUAGGGGCAUUAUGUUUUUCGGUCUAUGCGUCCGUUCGUUCAUCCGUCCGUCUGUCUGUCUGUCCCGCUUCAGGUUAAAGUUUUUGGUCAAGGUAGUUUUUGAUGAAGUUGAAGUCCAAUCAACUUGAAACUUAGUACACAUGUUCCCUAUGAUAUGAUCUUUCUAAUUUUAAUGCCAAAUUAGAGUUUUGAUUCCCAAUUUUAAGGUCCACUGAACAUAGAAAAUGAUAGUGCGAUCGGGCAGGUUAAAUUUUUUGGUCAAGGUAGUUUUUGAUGAAGUUGAAGUCCAAUCAAUUUGAAACUUAGUACACAUGUUCCCUAUGAUAUGAUCUUAUUAAUUUUAAUGCCAAAUUAGAGUUUUGACCCCAAUUUCAUGGUCCACUGAACAUAGAAAAUGAUAGUGCGAAUGGGGCAUCCGUGUACUAUGGACACAUUCUUGUUUUUAUAUCCUUUUGCAAUCUUUACUGCAUAUUGAAAUAAGUAAUAUAUUAUCUUAUCUUUGCUUAUUCAUGCUUUUAGUAACGUGUAGCUAUAAAUCAAAAUUCUAACACUUAUGUGAGUUUUAUGUAGACUAGGGAUAUAACUGUAGCUGUGAUAAAAAUAGAAUCAAAAUGUCUUCAUUACUUACAAUAGUUAUGGGAAAUAAAAAUGAAGAGUAAAACACCUUCUUUGUUUAUUUUUGUUAUACAUUACACUAAGACUUAAAUUCUAAUUGCAUAUCCUCAGCAGAAAACCUUUUUUUACAGUUUAGAAAUGUUUGUAGCUUUCUGUGCAUAUUCCAAUACUUUUAUCCAAGUUUUUAUUAAAAUACAUUUUCAAGGUAUUUAUGUAAUAAAUAGAAAUGAAAUAAAAAAAUAAAAAAUUAUCAGUUCACAUAAAAGAUAAUGUUACUACCCUGAUAAUAAUUUUGAAAUUCUGUAGCUUAUAAAAUAGGUCUGUGACAUAUACUUUUUAUUAUAUUUUUAUAAUUGCAUAAUUGGUUAAGCCAAAUUUGGAAAGAUUCCUCAAUUUAAGUUCAGCCAAGAACCACCAAUGUACAAAGUGUAGAGCCCAAAAAAAUUGUGUGGCUGUAUUUCAGUAACAAAAUAAACAAAACCCUUAAAAAUUCCUAAUCAACAGCUUGUAUGUGGUGAUAUUAUCUAUAUGUGUGCUGUGCUGACAUAAUUUGCUCCAUGAACACAACAAAAAUAAUGAGAGACUUGAGGUAACAGGGAUCCAUGACAUUGGUUAUAGCUGUAAAUGACUUGUUUUCUGAAAUUAGUAAAUUUUGAUGCAGAAAUACAAUUUAUUUUCAUUUAAA